AAUUUUGCUGUCAGCUGUGUGGGUGUAUAAGUUUCUAAUUUACUUUGGUUAUUAUAAUUUUUAAGCCAUUAUGUUCUAAAAGUUUAAUAUUAAAGUUAACUAUUCAAAAUCAAAAUACCGUACAUUUAUGUGAUACGCAUGCUUUGCUUUGUAUAAAUUACAUAUACGCCGAAAAAUGUAUUCAAGGAAGUGGCAUAAACUAGCCAUCAAUUUAUUCAUAUUGCUGGCGUUGCUAAGUAAGGAAAGUGGCGCUAAGACUAACUCCAAAAAUGCUGUAAUAGAUGAUAUAUCGGAUUUUAAAGAUUUCAAAAAACUAAUACGUACAAAAACCAAUGUAUUAGUGUUGUUUGUCGCGGGUGUGAAGGAAGCACCUGUUGAGUUGAAGGUAUUUCGUGAAGCAGCAAAUGUAAUACGCGGUACGGGUACUAUGUUAUUAAUUGAUUGUGCGCAAGGCGAACGCAAGAAACUAUGUAAAAAGUUAAAGGUCACACCGCACCCCUCUUUAUUUAAACAUUAUAAAGAUGGUGAUUUCAAUAAAGAUUAUGAUCGUCAAGUUAGUGUGCCGUCAAUGGUGAAUUUCAUGCGAAAUCCCACGGGUGAUUUACCCUGGGAAGAGGAUCCAAUUGGUACAGACGUUUUACACUUUGCCGACUACAAAUCAUUUCAACGUCACUUGCAAAAAGACACGCGUCCAAUGUUGGUAAUGUUCUAUGUACCCUGGUGCGGUUAUUGUAAGCGGCUGAAACCGGACUACUCUAAAGCGGCAACCGAGUUAAAAGGCAAAGACUAUGUUAUUGCGGCAAUGGAUGUAGAGCGUACAGAGAAUGCACCAGCAAGACGAAUCUAUAAUAUUACAGGUUUUCCCACAAUAUUGUAUUUUGAACGCGGCCAAAUGAAACACACUUACGAGGGUGACAAUAAUAAGGAAGGAAUUGUGGCAUUUAUGAAAGAUCCAAAUGCAGCACCGGUACAAAAAGAAAAAGAAUCCGAUUGGUCAGCUGAUCCAAACUCUGAAAUUGUGCAUUUAACGAAUCAAGGUUUCGAGCCAGCGCUCAAGGAUGAAAAAUCCGUUUUGGUAAUGUUCUAUGCACCUUGGUGUGGUCACUGUAAACGCAUGAAGCCAGAAUACGAAAAGGCGGCGCUCACAAUGAAGGAACAGAAAAUUCCUGGUAUACUAGCUGCCUUAGAUGCAACUAAGGAGAAGCCAAUUGCUGAGCAAUUCAGCGUACGCGGUUAUCCAACGCUUAAAUAUUUUGUAAAUGGUGCUUUUAAAUUCGAUGUGAAUGUACGUGAAGCAACGAAAAUAAUCGAAUUUAUGCGUGAUCCGAAAGAGCCACCACCACCACCACCGCCGGAGAAGGCUUGGGAGGAAGAGGAAGAUAGUGAGGUGCUCUUUCUGAAUGAAGAGAAUUUCAACACAGUAUUGAAACGUAAAAAACACGCGCUUGUGAUGUUUUAUGCGCCGUGGUGCGGUCACUGUAAAAAAACGAAACCAGAAUUUAGCGCAGCUGCUGAAGCAUUGAAAGACGAUCCACGAAUUGUAUUGGCCGCGGUGGAUUGCACCAAACAGCAAAGUCUUUGCAAAUCGCAUGGCGUUAAUGGCUAUCCGACUAUAAUUUACUUUUCGUACCUAAAAACGAAAGCCGAUUACAGUGGUGGUCGCAGUAGCAAGGACUUUAUCGCCUACAUGACUAAUCCUAAUCUUUCGGCCAGUGAACCCGUGCAUGUCAAGCACAAAACCGAUGAGCUGUGAUGCCAGUAUUACCGUGUGUGUGGCCACAAUGUAGGUGGAGGUGGAGAAAAAUAUUUCAGUUUAACUGCUACCCAACGAAAGUAAACUACAAAUGAAUCUUCAAUUUUUUUUUAUACCUAUCUGUUAAGUUCAAAUAAGCUACUGUAAGCAUGCUCUUUAAAGUUAUUAUUCUGUAUAUACUCAAGUGUGAUUGUUCUAGCAGAGUUCUCGAAUUUUGAUAAAAAUCUAUCUUGUUUAGUAUUCAAUUUAUAUUGAAAUAAAAUCUGUCUUAGACUUCA
Messenger RNA from Zeugodacus cucurbitae (melon fly), 2031 nucleotides. Its product is annotated as protein disulfide-isomerase A5. The record is from RefSeq and is a predicted model, not a curated record. Gene Ontology annotation, molecular function: protein disulfide isomerase activity. The transcript has 4 exons. Gene Ontology annotation, biological process: protein folding. The coding region runs from base 176 to 1753 and encodes 525 amino acids. Gene Ontology annotation, cellular component: endoplasmic reticulum. Lineage: Eukaryota; Metazoa; Arthropoda; Insecta; Diptera; Tephritidae.